This is a messenger RNA of Paramecium pentaurelia, 2210 nucleotides long. The record is from the annotation of a GenBank genome assembly. NCBI's taxonomy places the organism in Eukaryota, Ciliophora, Oligohymenophorea, Peniculida, Parameciidae.
AUGAAAAAUGUAUUCAUUUCAGGUGGCUGUAAUUCUGUUUAUAAUGGUUUAGAUGUUUGUUAAUUUGAACCAAAUUAACAUUUAAUAGCAUUCCCUUGUAGUAAUCAAGUAAACAAAUUUUUAUCUUAGAUAUUAGUUUAUGACAUUGAGAAAUUAAAAAUAAUCUAUUCUUAUUCAACUUUUAAUAAAAGAGUUAAUUACGUAAGAUUUUUAAAUGCAAAUACAUUGAUAGCUUCUGAUGGAGAAGGUAGAAUAGCAAUAUUUAACGAUUCCUAAGUUUUACAUGAAACAAAAUUAAAUGAAUCAAUAUAAUUGUUCAAAGUUAUUGAUAAAUACAUAAUUACCUUAUCAAUUGAUGGUUUGGUUACAGUGUUGGAUUAAUAAUUAAAAGAAUUAUCAAAACUUGAGUUUGGUAAUAAUGUGAUGGAGAAUAUUGAUGCAAUAUCAUUUGAUAAUUAUAUUUUUGUUGCUCUAAGUGGUGUGGACACUCAAAUUCAUUUAUACAUUUUAGAAAACAAUUAAUUAUAAUACAAAACAUCUGUGAAAGGUCAUCAAAGAAGUUUAAAUCAUUUGCAAUUUUAAUUAAAAAAUUAAGAUUAUUUAUAAUUGGCAAGUGCAUCUAAGGAUACAUAUACUAGAAUUUGGAGUAUCUAUAAAGUAAAUGAAGUUGAAGCUAAAAUAAAAUCAUUCAGAAUCGAUUAAUAAUUAUAUAGUUUCAAAUUGGAAACAAUACUUUAAGGACAUAUUGAAGAGGUUUCAUCAGUAAAUUGGUUGGAUGAGAAUACAAUUUUGAGUGGUUCAUUUGAUUACAAUGUGAUUAUUUGGAAACAAGAUAAAGAUACUGGAUUAUGGUUAAGUAUUUCAAGAUUAGGAUAGACAAGUGGGAAUAAAAAUCAGAUAUUUGGAUUGUAAACAUCAUUUAAUAAAAAAUAUAUUAUAUGUUAUACAUUGACAGGUGCAAUUUAUAUUUGGAAAUAAGAAUAAGAUAAUUGGAUAGAAUAACCUGUAAUAACAGGUCAUUAUGCAGAAGUAACAGAUCUAGAUUUUAAAGAUUAUUUAUUAACAUGUAGUAUAGAUUAAACUAGUAGAAUAUUUGCAAAAUGGAUUUAAAAUGAUACAUAUCAUGAAAUAUCUAGACCAUAAAUUCAUGGUUAUGAUUUGAAUGCUAUUAAAUAAAUUGGAAAUCAAAUUAUAAGUGGAGGAGAUGAGAAAAUAUUAAGAAUGUUUAAUCCAUCUCCUUUUACUAUUAAUUAACUUAAUUAUUUGAAUGAAUAGAAUAUUGACUCAUCUGUUUUUCUAAAUUAAAAUAUCCCUUCAUAAAUUGUUAAUUAUAAUAAUAGAUAAUUUAAUGAAUUUAAAUUAGCAACUGAAGGAAUUCAAUAGGCACUUGGAUUAAUGAAUGUAUAAAUGUAAUUUGAAGAUGAAGAAGAUGAAAAGUAAAGUAUAUUUUGAUAUUCAAUAGUGUCAAAAAUAAUGAAGAAGAAAUCAAUUUAGAAGUAAGAUAUGGGAGACCUCCAAAUGAUGCCUUACUUGCAAAGAAAUCAUUAUGGCCUGAAACUAAUAAAUUAUAUGGUCAUGGAUAUGCAAUCUAAGCAAUAGCUGUACAUUAAAAUAUUGCUGCAUCAUCCUCUGUUGCUAUUACAUCUAAAGCUGCUGAAAUAAUCAUUUGGGAUACAAAUACAUUCAAAAUUAAAUAAUAAUUACCAUGUCAUAAUUACACUGUUGUAUAAUUAGUAUUUUCUAAGAGUGGCAAAUAUUUAAUAAGUGUCAGUAAGGAUAGAUGCUUAGGAGUAUUUGUUAAAUAAGAUGAUAAUAAUUAUUAAUUAUUAUCCAAAUCAUAACCUUCUUCCAGAAUUGUAUACACUUGCUCAUUCAAUAAUGAUGAAUCUCUGAUCUUUACUGGAAGCAGAGAUAAAAAGUUUAGAAUUUAUAAUACUACUGAAGUUUCAUUACCAAUUUAAGAAAUUGAUUUCCCAGAUGAAAUAACAGCUAUAGAUUGUAUUUAAUAUAAUGAAAAAUAAAUUGUUGCAGUAGCAUAUGGUUAAGGAUAACUCGAAAUAUUUGAAUUUACAUAAACUAUGGAAUUAAAAUUAUUAUCUAGUGUAGAUAAAUAUCAUUAACAUUCUAAAACAAUUAAUAGAAUUAAAUUUAAUAAUAAUUUGCUUGCUUCCUGUAGUGAUGAUCACACAGUUAGAAUAUAUCAAAUAUGA